CCCACGCGCGUGGAAAUGCUUCAAGGCAUGCCAAAACACUUCCUCCACUAAAAGAAGAAAGAAACAAACAAUUGUUUCCGCUAAAAUUAGACAAUGGAACAAGAAAGUCAUAUACAACAAGGCUUGCCCUCGCAAACUACGAACGAUCUCUUUGACUACGAUGUCGGCUUGGAUGAGUUACUACAGCGCGCCCCAACCGCGUCAAGUAUAAAUGCACUCAGGCCAUCUACUGUACCAGGCGAUUCUGGGUUAGGUCUUGGGCUUGAUGAAGAAGUUAAGGUUACUAGGAAACGACAGCCAGUCGCUAAACUAGAUGAAACACGAUUACUGUCUCAAGCUGGGAUACCUAGGUUACGCCGCAUGGCCAAACAGAAUUUGAAGUUCAAAGGAAAAGGACAUGAGUUUUCUGAUGCGGCUCGCUUAUUACAGUUCUAUCAGUUGUGGCUUGAUGAUCUCUUCCCUCGUGCAAAGUUCGCCGAUGGACUAAUUAUCAUCGAAAAACUCGGCCACCAUAAACGCCUACAAUUUAUGCGCAGAGAAUGGAUAGAAGACGAGAAACCAAGAGCCCGGUUAGAUGACACAACACAAGAUUUACAAGCAGAUCGAUUGAGCUUGCCGAUUGCGGUUCCCACUAGAAGUCAUCAUGCUGUGGAUGCGCAUGUAUUUUCAUCUCAUAGCGUUGGCCAUGGCAAAGUCGAUGAGGAACCAUCGGCCGAACAAUUAGAUGCCCCUGCUCAGGGAUCGUUCAUGUCUCAUGAUGACAAUAGCCACCGUGCGAUCACACAAAACGUUCCUGAGGAUGGUGACGAAUUGGAAACCCUUUUAAGGGAGCAGCAGUGCGAUUAUGCUACAGAUAAGAAUCCCUCGACCUUUACUGAUCUGGACGCCGACGGAGAUGGAUUCGAGGUCAUGGAAGAAUUAAACAUCUUAACUCCGACAUGAACUGCGCCGUUCUGUAAUCAUCAAGCGACAAAACUGCACAUUCAGGUCCUAAUGAUAUUGAAUCUCU
Molecule: messenger RNA, 1009 nt
Organism: Aspergillus pseudotamarii
Lineage: Eukaryota; Fungi; Ascomycota; Eurotiomycetes; Eurotiales; Aspergillaceae
Product: Chromosome segregation in meiosis protein 3
Exons: 3
Coding region: 94-942 (282 amino acids)
Biological process (GO): replication fork processing; DNA replication checkpoint signaling; DNA damage response
Cellular component (GO): replication fork protection complex; nucleus
Molecular function (GO): DNA binding
Source: RefSeq, a predicted model, not a curated record